CAGCUCUGGGGUGCAUUGGUACGAUGGCGCCCUCUGGACGACACUGCAGACUCUCAGCUUCCCUUCCAAAACAUCAUCUUCAAAUCAACAUCACGUAGGCUCAGCGGCAGACGUGGAUCGCCAAACUGAACCAUAUCAAGCUCACACUCCAUUGUUUACCGCAAUCAGCUUAAAUCGCCUUUGCAAUUCUACUUGGUACAACACAGCGCCCUACAGCUCCUCCUCCGUCUGCAGUAAUCUUCUUCUCCGGCACAUUCAAUUACCAAACACAACCCCAAUAAUCCGCCAUGUCCACGCCACCUCCAACUUAUUCCGCUACCGCGCAAGAAGUGGUGCAGGAGGAGCGUAAAGAAGAUGGAACAAAGGUCACAGAGGUUACCGAUGGCGCAACAGAGGCGCCCGCCGCCGCCGAACAAGUGCUCGACAGCAAUGAAACGGUAGAGGAAUCGAACCCUCAAUCGGUAGAAGAAGACCGAAAAGACCAAGAGCACGAGGACGAUCCCGCGCAAAAGUCGAAAUCCGAGUCCCCAGACGGUCAAGCUUCGUCGCAAGGCGACCGCGAGUCGUCCUCGCCAUCGCCAUCCUCACCAGAUCGGGAUGAGAGCGCCGAACCCGGUGAAAUCGACGAAAGCGCCCCUCCCCUUCCCGACGAGCCUCUCCCGGACCAGACAGACAACGGCGAAUCAUCGUCAUCUGCACCUCCUCUACCCGCUGAGCCGGCGCCCGAACCAGAAGACGACGGCUGGGAGUACCAUUGGAAUCCCAACGACUCGUCUUACUGGUUCUACAACCGAUUUACUGGCGUAUGGCAGAAGGAGAAUCCACGAAUUCCAACCGCGACAGCAGCAGCAGCAGCGGUGGUGGCGCCGGUGGUCGUCCCUUCUGCCGUAGAACCCACAACCAUCAGCAACCCCAUCUCCGUUGCCGGCGGCUACAAUCCCGCCAUUCACGGCGACUACGACGAGAACGCGUGGUAUGCCGUCAACGCUCGCGCGGCUGCCGAGGCCGCCGCUGCCGCCACCAACCCGCUCGCCGGCUUGGACCCCACCGCUGCUGGGGCCGAGUUAGCCAGCACCGGCUACUUCAACCGGGCUACGGGCCAGUGGCAAGCGCCGGACCAGAACGUAGAGCGCCACUCGGACGAGGCCAAGAGCAAAAGGCAACUGAACGCCUACUUUGACGUGGAUGCGGCGGCGAAUAUGCACGACGGCCGAAGUCUCAAGGCGGAAAGGUCGGGCAAGAAGCCAAGUAGGGCCGAGCUGAAGGCGUUCAAGGAAAAGAGAAGGGCAAAGAAGGAGGAAAAGAGGAGGGCUUGGUUGCGUGAUUGAGAUACCAUUCCAUCGUCAGCCAAGCGUGGUUUGCUUGUCGCCUGUCCUUCUGGGUUUGCUUCUAGACGUAGAAUCAGGCGGGUGGAAAUCUUUUUUGAGGCAUACAUUUCAUUCUAUACCCGGGGGUUCUUGACGUUGACCACGCUUGUUAUUCUUUAGUUUCGAUUGACUAGAGGUUUGGGGUAACCUUUGAGCUGGAUAUUCUGUCUUUGGUUGGAUGAAGUUGACUGGUCUUAUACAGAGUCUCUCAGAUACGUAGGUGGGUUUGCGCUGAGUCUGAGAGUAGAUAGGGACAAGCAGAUCACUUUCCUGAAUAUAUAUCUAUUUACACGAGU
Neurospora tetraspora is the source of this 1663-nucleotide messenger RNA. RefSeq lists its product as uncharacterized. NCBI's taxonomy places the organism in Eukaryota, Fungi, Ascomycota, Sordariomycetes, Sordariales, Sordariaceae. The record is from RefSeq and is a predicted model, not a curated record. The transcript is spliced from 2 exons. Bases 288 to 1328 code for a protein of 346 amino acids.